Messenger RNA from Melitaea cinxia (Glanville fritillary), 354 nucleotides. Its product is annotated as protein split ends-like. The transcript is spliced from 2 exons. NCBI's taxonomy places the organism in Eukaryota, Metazoa, Arthropoda, Insecta, Lepidoptera, Nymphalidae. The record is from RefSeq and is a predicted model, not a curated record. Bases 1 to 309 code for a protein of 102 amino acids.
AUGUUGGUGCAGCUGGAGAACGAGCACUGCAUGCUGCUGGCGCUGCCGUGCGGCCGCGACCACAUGGACGUGCUGCAGCAGUCCACCAACCUCACGGCCGGCUUCAUCACCUACCUGCAGCGCAAGCAGGCCGCCGGCAUCGUCAACGUGGCGCCCUCGCCCGGACACCAGCAGUCGCUUUACACGGUUCACAUCUUCCCAUCGUGCGACUUCGCGAACGAGAACCUGAACCGGAUCGCCCCUGAUCUCAUGCACCGCGUCGCUAACAUCGCGCACUUGCUUAUUGUCAUCGCCACUGCCAUCGGCUGAGACGGCACUCCUGGACGCACUCCCGGAUGCACCGGACAUGACCGG